AAUGCCUUCCGCUUACCAAUAGCUCUACAACACCAUUGUCGUUAGCCAUAAAGCCACCUCUCAGGAAAUUUUCAUUAGACGUUUUCGGUGGACUGCCUCCUCCUCCACCCGGAAAGUCAGUCGGAAACGGUAAAGAGAAUGAGCCAGAGCCGGAAGGGAAUCCAGUAGGACGUGUCCUGGUCGACGAAAUUUCCCCAGUCGAAGGAGGCACGGUGACAGAAGUCGAGUUGUCGUCACCACCUCCAGGCAAGCUUCCCCCAAAUCCAGAAUAG
Acaulospora colombiana is the source of this 272-nucleotide messenger RNA. The record is from the annotation of a GenBank genome assembly. NCBI's taxonomy places the organism in Eukaryota, Fungi, Glomeromycota, Glomeromycetes, Diversisporales, Acaulosporaceae.